Ixodes scapularis (black-legged tick) is the source of this 639-nucleotide messenger RNA. RefSeq lists its product as uncharacterized. The record is from RefSeq and is a predicted model, not a curated record. The transcript has 4 exons. Bases 1 to 639 code for a protein of 212 amino acids. Lineage: Eukaryota; Metazoa; Arthropoda; Arachnida; Ixodida; Ixodidae.
AUGUUGCGGUUGGUGACCUUUCUUUUUGCUGCAAGCAUAUUUGGAUAUGGAGUGACCGUGAAUGACUUCAACGACCUUGUUGACGAGGGCGUUGGCUGGCAUCUACCGUCUGUCAGAAGGAACGGACAUUCGCUUCAUCUGGAGGCGCACAUUCCCAUCCACAACUUCACGGUUUUAAGCAACGGAUUUUUCAACGUAGACUUAAAGGUGAACCUAACCGAUGGAGCAGUCAAAGGACUCAACGUUGUGACUCGCCGUCUUGGAAGCUGCGACCGAUCUGCCUGCCUCAUUGAUCUGAGCGGACUCGUGGUCACAUACAUCGCACAGACUCAAGGGGACGGUGGAGGGCGCAAGCACAUCUGGGUUAAAGUAAAGGUCACGAGUGCGCCCGCUUUGUUCAACAUGGUCGAUGUCAGAGCCCAGGAGGCUAGCCUAAACUCCUUGUUCAUCGGCCCCAUCUCAGUCAGCACGACUCACGACACCUACCUCGAUCUCAACCCUAGACGGCGGAAGGAGUUCGUGGAAGAGGUGGAACGUUACACCCGCUCGGAGCUCGUCAAGAUCCUUCGUGGGACCUACUUGGCGGCUCUUCAGCAGACCUUCGCUGACCAUUCAUUAAACUAUGACAGUUGGCUUUGA